AGGGGGACAAACACCUUCCAUGGCAACCAGCGUUCUGGGGGGGCUCAGAGCUGGGAGCGGACCGGCACGGAGCCAUGCCCAAGGGGAGGUGGCCAAACCGCAACACUGAGCCGGCAGGGGGAUGGUUUGCUCAUGUUGGAGAAUGCCAGGGCCAGCUGGAGUCCACCACACACUCUGCACAGAGGCAGGGCCAGGACCUGCAGGCAGCACAGAGCGCUGAGGAUCAUCUACCACCCACGUUCCGGGCAAGGGAACAGAGUGCGGUCAACAACAACUUCCCAUUUUCUUCUCAUGACAACAGACACUGUCUACAGAAUGUAGGAGAGUAUUUUGAUUUUGGUUUGGGCCGAAGGAAGGUGGAACCUGAGAGAAGGCAGCAGAACUCACAGAACUUCUUCCAGUGGGCUUCUGAAUCAAUUAAAAGGAAUGGAGAUAGCUUAACCAUUUAUCAGACAUCAUUUAUGAAGGACAGCCUGUUCUCUGGGCAGUUCCCAAAGCACUUCUCAGAAGAAUCUCGCUCUGACAAAGCCUGUUCCUCAGAAUGAAAACAACGUGCAGCCAAAUAAAGCAUCUUAAUCAUAAUACCAUCUUUGUAGCACUGAUUUAUCAUCAUCAGAGCCUUUUCUGGAGAUCUCAACUACUUGUCAUUCACAUGAUGAAAUAAACUCAUGUAAAGUGAAUAAA
Coturnix japonica (Japanese quail) is the source of this 684-nucleotide messenger RNA. It is a transcript of the gene TEX36, whose product is annotated as testis expressed 36. Lineage: Eukaryota; Metazoa; Chordata; Aves; Galliformes; Phasianidae. The record is from RefSeq and is a predicted model, not a curated record.